GGGCUGGGCGUGCCACGGGUGACGCGCAGGGCCGGGCGGGCCAAUGGGCGCAGGGUGGCGGGCGGGCUUGGAGGCCCCGGGCUUUAGGACAGGAACAGGCCGCAGGCUGGACAGACUGACGUGUGGCCGUAUCGCGGGAGGCGCAUGGCGGGGAUGGCGCUGAAGCGGGCCUGGAAGCAGAUGUCCUGGUUCUACUACCAGUACCUGCUGGUCACCGCGCUCUACAUGCUGGAGCCCUGGGAGCGAACUGUCUUCAAUUCCAUGCUGGUUUCCGUUGUGGGGAUGGCAUUGUAUACAGGAUAUGUCUUCAUGCCCCAGCACAUCAUGGCCAUACUGCACUACUUUGAAAUUGUACAAUGACCAAGGUGCAACCAGGAUGGAGAGGUUCCUUGGGGAAGACCCACCCUAUGAAGUUGGAAUGCGACUUCAUCAGAUGUCAUAAGAAACUCUUCUAGAUGUCAACAUAACCUUAUAAAGACUAAAAUUCAUGAGUAGAACAGGAAAAUCAUCCUGACUCAUGUGUUGUGUUCUUUAUUUUUAAUUUUAAAAGAGGCUCUUGUAUAGUAAUUUUUGUCUAUUUUAACAUUGUAGUCAUUUGUACUUUGAUAUCAGUAUUUUCUUAACCUUUGUGACUGUUUCAAUAUUACCCUGUGAAAGCUUUUCUUAAUGUAACUUUGAGUACAUUUUAAUUGCCUUCUAUUUUUAAAACCCAGAGUCAUUAGUUGGGCUUUACUGUUCUUGCUAUUGUAUGGCAUACACACCUUGCCUGGACAUAUUUCUACAAACCAAAGUUUUGUAAGAAACAAUACAAGAUUUGGGGCAGGGGGAUGGGGAGGGAGGAUAUUUUAUUGAGACCUACUUACAAAGACUUUACCUGUUAAGCUUGAACUCAGGAGUACAGUUUUAGCUCUCUAGAGUCUAGCAGCUUUUGCUUUAAAAUUAUUAAAGCGUUUCUUAA
This is a messenger RNA of Nycticebus coucang (slow loris), 958 nucleotides long. RefSeq names its product serine palmitoyltransferase small subunit A (gene SPTSSA). Gene Ontology annotation, biological process: ceramide biosynthetic process. The record is from RefSeq and is a predicted model, not a curated record. Gene Ontology annotation, cellular component: serine palmitoyltransferase complex. The transcript is spliced from 2 exons. The coding region runs from base 145 to 360 and encodes 71 amino acids. Gene Ontology annotation, molecular function: serine C-palmitoyltransferase activity. NCBI's taxonomy places the organism in Eukaryota, Metazoa, Chordata, Mammalia, Primates, Lorisidae.